AUGCAAUACUCCAACAUCUCGCAUGGUCCGACACGGACACAGCUGGCGCUGCAGUCUUGCGGCAGUUCGUUGCUGGUGCUUGGAAUCCGCAUCACUCUUCACAGUCAAUCUUCCAGCAGCGCCGCCGAGCGUACGUUUAGCACCACUCUACGAGUCCAUGACGAAUUCUCCAACGACUCGCCCACCCCAAGAAGCGAUGCGGUGUCCCCGGUACGUCAUUUGCAGCCAAGAAGCGAUGCGGUGUCCCCGGUCACGUCGUCAACCUCGGAGCCCACCGCAGCAAAAAAGUACCGUUUCACGCUCGUGGUGACCAGCUGCAUCUUCCUCGCUCUCCUCACCUUCUUCGUCAUCUUCGUCUCGAGUUUCCAUAAGCACGUUGAGAGCCAGCCCCCGCUCUGCAACACGGAGGACUGCCGUGCGCAUGCCUCACUGCUCACUAAGCGUCUCAACUGGACGCUGGACCCCUGCGAUGACUUUGAUGCGUUCGUUUGCUCGGCGGCGCGCUCAUCCUCUCACCACGGGAUGUUCAACGGAGUCAUGAACGAACUGCGGCUCUCAUGGUUCCAGGGACUCCGGGACAUUAUAAUCGGUGGUACGCACCAUAUUCCCGUCGGGAUGAAGGCGCUCACAAUGCACAGAAGAUGCCUAGAGAAGUACCCGUCGGAUAAGCCUGCCGUGUCGCUCUUCCUCUACUUUAUCAGGGAACGAGGGUUGGACUGGCCCAAACCGACGCGAAAAUUCGAACCGCCGCUACAACUCGCUCUCAAGCUUGCCCAUUCGUGGCAAUCCCCGUUUUGGAUGUCGGUGAGUGUGCUGGAUGCCCCGGAUCAAUCUUCGCCAGCUACAAGGCUGAGGUUCCAGAUCCGGCCGAGCAUGCUUGUUCCUGCACUGCUCUACCACCACCGGUUAGCGAGACGCGCUUACUUUAAGUACUGGGAGCUCUUUGUUCAUCAUCUGUAUCCGGACAGCAAUACGAGACCCGACACCAACAAAACUCAUGUUGAGGAGAUCCGCGUCAUGGAGGAGCAAAUACUCGAAACCUUGAACUCGCUGGUAAUCUCAGGCUCACCGAAGCCGGCGGUGUUUUCCUUCGGCAAUAUCUCGGCCUACGUUCCGAACGCCACCGCUUUUGAAUGGCUUCGCAGCUUCGAGCAAUCCAUCCCGCUCAGACGACAGCUAAGUUACGAAGAUGAAAUCGUCGUCAGCGAUGUCCGCCUACUGCGAACGGUCAGCGAGCUUAUCCAAAAGUACGACGUGGGGCAGCUGAACAUGCAUCUGACGUGGCUACUCGUGCAGUACUGCGCUCCCGUGGCCGAUUAUGCCAUUCUCGAGGACCACUAUGGCAGCAGGCAGAAAGCAGCGGCUUACUUGCCCGUGUUCUGCGGCCAACAGACAGAAGCAUCGUACAAGAUUCUUCUUGCUGCACUCGACUUCGUCUUCCGGUUCGAUGCGCGAGACAUCAAGACCGUCAAUGACGGCUUCGACGACGUGGUCUCAACGGCCGUCGAAAAGGUUAACGUUUCUAACUGGAUAGACGAUGAGAGCAAGGCACGAUUAAUCGAAAAGAUCUUGACUGUGAAAAAGUCACUGUGGCCUCCCGAAGCCGUUGUGAAUGCUGACGUGCUGGAGAAGCUGUACGGUGCGUUCACCGAAAAUUCUACCAAUUUCGCCGCCAUGUGGAUUGAGACGAGAAUAAGUGCUGGCGACCUAAUGAUGACUGGCCAAUACGAGGAAGUGAUGAGGCUGCCUUGGAACAGUCUUCCAGGCUAUGUUUUCUACGAUUACGUCUCUAACACCGUGCAAAUGGCAACUGCCACCAUCGCAGCACCCCUGUACUAUCCGAACGGGGUGAAGGCUAUGCUGUACGGUGGUCUCCUGUUCCUCAUGGCAACUCACUUGGUCCGUGCAUUCGACAGAGAAGGCAUAAGGUGGACGCCACACGGAUCCGAGGUCGGCAGCAUCCUGUCCAAUGCAACCCAGGUUCAAUAUCACUACAGGGAUCGGUGCUUCUAUGGCACUGUAGAGUACAGCCUGUUCCCGGGAGUGACUGCUUUUGAGAUAGCAUACACCGCCAUGAAGCAUUCCCACGUUCGAGACAGUAGCUUGCCGCUGGCGCUGCGGGAUGACCUCUCGGAAGACAAGGUCUUCUUCAUGACAUUGUGUUAUAUUUCUUGCAGCAUUUCUGGUGACCAGCACUACCGUAAUUUCGACUGUAACAAGGUGGCGAGGAAUUCCAAAGCUUUUGCUGAAGCUUUUCAUUGCCCUAUAGGAUCCAAGAUGAACCCCCAAAAGAAAUGCCAAUUCUUCGUCUGAUGAAGACUUGAAUGUACGCAGGUGCUAAAGGUACGAGAGGAUACAUAUUUUGUGGAAGAAAGCACCUUCUCUCGGACCUAAGAGUGAAACGGUAUUGUCGUUUUUGGUAGGUUUGCACCUACCUUCAAUUCUUUUCUUGUGAUUUCUGCUUUCUUUUAGUGACGCCAUUAGUGGAGACAUUGUGCUGAUAGAGCCUGUAAAACGUGCAAAGACAAGAGAGACUUCUAAUGUGGCAGGCUUCUUUAAUCUUUAUUCGGUCAUGCAUUUUGCUGUAUCAGCUGUGGGCGUUGCUAAUGGUCAGUGCAGUUGGGCAAGUCUAAUUGAACUACUGAACUUUGCGAAAUCAGCACUGCAUCCAUACAGACAUUGCUGAAUGACAAGCACACUAUUGGGGUUUUUGCUAAAGGGUAUAUACCUAACCUGAAAUCUGUAGGUGUGCCAACAGCAUGGACGCCAUGAAGCACGUAUUGUGUUUAGCAGUGCGCAAAGCGAAAGAUUGUCGUAUGUUUGUCGCAGUGUCGCACUGUCGCAUGCUUGCGUUUUUUGAAACAGUGUAUGUAUGGCGAAGUAUGUGCUCCUCGAAUUAUUUCAAUGGUCAUCAUCUCCGCACACUUGCACUUCGGGAGCUACUCUUCAUUAUGUACCAGUUCUAGUCGAAAUGUUCGGCCCGCUGAGAUGGCGAGUACUAAACACCGUUCGUCGUUAGGAUGCCUGUUGUAGUGACUUGUGCCUUAUUUGAACAGACUGGUAUACUAUCGCUUUACUUCUUGCCUACCUGGAGUGAAUUGUUUUUCGCCGUGCAUCAGUUUUGUUUUCGUUCCCUUCGUUGUCCUCGUCUUUUCUGCGCUUCUAUUGCUUAUUGUGCAGGGUAGCAAUUUUACUUCUGGUUAAGCUCCCUGCCUUUGUCUCAUUUGCAUCUCACUCUCUCUCUUUCUGUUGCUUUUUAGUGAAAUGUUCAGGCCGCAUCACAAGUUGCUUAAAUACUUUGCGCUAUGUGCUGUCUGCGCCGUGUGUGAUAAAACGGCUCUUUUUCUGAAUAUUGCUCUGCUUUUGGACAGUCGGAAGCUAAUAAAUCGGAGGAAAGUCGCACGUCACCAUAGCUCUAUUGGUGAUUAGUGCAGGCGUUAAAUUA
Messenger RNA from Dermacentor andersoni, 3445 nucleotides. NCBI's taxonomy places the organism in Eukaryota, Metazoa, Arthropoda, Arachnida, Ixodida, Ixodidae. The record is from RefSeq and is a predicted model, not a curated record.